GAAACCGAAAAGGCUCUAUCAAACGCCGACGGACGCAGAGCUGGAAUCCCUGUGCAACUAGCGGUACGCUAGAACCAACAAGGCUGCGGAUCGUGGUUUCGCGGUCCCUCUGAUAGAAAAUAUUAUUCCAAAGAGUGGCUGCCUAGGCUCGAAUAAUAAAUAGCGUGUUAUCCCAAAUUGGACAUAGGACAUAGCAACUACGCCGUAGAAGCACGCCUUUCCCGUUGCCGAAUGCUUGCUGCUUGCUGAGCCACGAUUAUGUGCUCUUGGCGCCUCAGGAGUAUAUGGAUAUAAGUCCUGCCAUGGCUGCUAGUCGAGAUCUGGCCAUAGAAGAUCACCGCUAACGCGGAUGUUGGUAGCUCAGCGUUCAACUACCCCGUGGGAAAAGGGAACUGUCCAACAUUUACGAUGAAACAAGGAUAUGGAAAUGUCACAUCGUCAAUCGUGUGACCGCUGCCGCCAGCAAAAGGUGAGAUGUCGUCGAGAUGAAAGCCAGAGGUGGAGCAACAACGCUUCCUCAGCCGAACAAGGCCCGCCUUCUCGGUGCGAAAGAUGCACAAAGGCGGCCGUAGAAUGCGUUUACAGCUUGAAACAGCGAUCAAAGAGCCGGAUCUCUCAUCAUCAUCACCAAGCCUCAAUUACAUCACAGGCCGGGCGACACACCGACCUCAGGCCCAGGAGCAACAGUUCAUGGGUGGAGCAAGGCAUUCGUGGACCAUCCUACCCCGGGGGGCCGUUGAUGAGUCCCGAUAUGUCAGUGGGAGAUGCCCUAGGCCAAUUCCCCUUCGACGAGAGCGACAUCUUCCAUAGUUGGGAUGCGGAUCUCCAAGGGUUCGCGUCGUCCUCGUUGAACUCUUUAUUAGCACCGUCCGCCUCGGACGCGGCGCUGGUGAUGCCUAUCUCCACUGCCCCAUCUUCCCACGGCGAAGAAGAUGAUAGUGAAUACGAGGACGAGGAAGAUGUGAGCGACUCUCCGUUUUCACAGUUGAUCGCUCUUAGCGACCGAGUGACUCGCUCCAUGCGAUGUCUAGCCCGACCCGGCCGCGCGCCCUUGACCGCGUCGUCACCCGAAAUCAACGGAGCGUUAGAGGACACGAAUAUCUUGAUUCGCAUCAUCAGCGGCCUCACGGCAUCGAGAGCGUGUGAAGAUAGCCAGAAUUAUGGGCUUGUCUUUUCCGCCCUCGCCUGCCACCAGCACCUCAUGGCGCUAUUUCGGGUCAUAUGCGAUGUCAUUCAUCGGAGCGUGCAGGCCAAAAGAGAGCAACAGAAGCAGCAGCAUGGGAGUCGGACAGACAUGGGCCCGUCGUCGGUAGCGCAAUUCGUAAUGGUGCUACAGCUGCUAACGCAUCUGAUCAAUCGCAUGGAUCGAAGUCUGUUUCGCGGCGGUCCCGUCGUCGCAAGGGGCUCUGUCGGCGGCUAUGUCACGCCCACUACGCCCGACGGUGGGGAUAAUCAUACCGUGACCUUCGGGACUAGCAUGGAUUGUGAACGCUCAUCAUCGCCCGAUGGGCUUCUUGUACGGGUGCAUGAAAUUGUGGGAAAGAUACCGAGCGAGCAUGAUAAAUUGAGACAGGCUAUUCGGAAGCUACAGACAGACAUGGAGCAUCCCGAGCUUCAUUAGCAGGCAGAAACGAAGGGUUCUAGGUUAUAUAUUACGUACUGUAGAACUAGAUUACAUAAUUCCAGGUUAGCCGCUAGCAAAAGGCCUCAUAC
Messenger RNA from Xylaria bambusicola, 1713 nucleotides. RefSeq lists its product as uncharacterized. Gene Ontology annotation, biological process: regulation of DNA-templated transcription. Bases 422 to 1621 code for a protein of 399 amino acids. The transcript has 2 exons. The record is from RefSeq and is a predicted model, not a curated record. Lineage: Eukaryota; Fungi; Ascomycota; Sordariomycetes; Xylariales; Xylariaceae. Gene Ontology annotation, molecular function: DNA-binding transcription factor activity, RNA polymerase II-specific; zinc ion binding.